UCGAGAUAAUGAUCAACGACACUCUCACGUUUGGAGAACUGGACACGAAUGUAUCUGAGCAGCUGACUCCACUCUCUCUCAACCGCAACCACAGCGCGCUCCGGCUCGAGUCCAAGUCUCUGGUCACUUCAGCCACGAUGUUCGCCGUCGGAGUGUUGGGGAACCUCAUCGCCAUAGCUGUGCUGUGCAUCUCCAAAAAGGAACAAAAGGAAACAACCUUCUACACGUUGGUGUGUGGGAUGGCCCUCACAGACCUGUUGGGCACAUGCUUCACCAGCCCGGUGGUGAUCGCCACCUACGUAGCCAACCGUUGGCCAGGAGGAGCGCUGCUGUGCCACUUCUUCUCCUUCUCCAUGCUUUUCUUCGGGUCAGCUGGCAUGUCAAUCCUGUGCGCCAUGGCUGUGGAGCGAUAUCUGGCCAUAAACCAUGCGUAUUUCUACUCCCAGCACAUAGACCGGACGAUGGCGCGCUUUGCGCUCCUGAUCACUUACCUCGCCAACAUUGUACUUUGCAUUAUGCCCAGUUUUGGCUUCGGGCAGCACGUCAGACACUUUCCCGGAACUUGGUGCUUUCUCGACUGGAGGGCGAUGGAUCCACUCGGAGCCUGCUACUCCUUCCUGUACGGCGGCGUGAUGCUCGUGCUAAUCGCAGUGACCGUUUUUUGUAACCUGGCCGUGUGCAGGUCACUGGUGGGGAUGAACCAGAGGACAGGGAUCGUGAGGGCGGAGAUGUGUGAAAGUGGAGGUUCAAGGCGCCUCUUCCCGCGGCUGCCGUCGGUCACAUCGGCGGCGGAGAUCCAGAUGUUCUGGCUUCUGAUCUUCAUGACCAUCGUUUUCCUGGUUUGCUCCAUUCCUUUAGUGGUGCGAAUCUUCGUCAACCAGCUCUAUGACCCUGCUUAUAUCUCUGCGGGGGGGAAGCCCGAUUACCGGAGCGACUUGUUGGCGAUCCGCUUCGCUUCGUUCAACCCCAUUUUAGACCCUUGGGUUUACAUUCUGUGUCGGAAGAACCUGCUGCUGAAAGGUUGUGAGAGGCUGAAAAGGACAGUGGUGCGCGUGAGGGACGGUGAGAGGGACAACACCGGCUGGGUGGGAGGUCAACACUCCCCUCCGUCUCUAAACAGCAACGACACCAGUUACGCGUCAUUACGCACGGCCAGCUACAGGAACGACGUGGAGCACCAGGUGCAGCUCAAACACCAGUCGUUUACAGACUUCACAAUGAGACAGGCGUGGGAGUACGACACCGCCCGCGUCAACUUCCACCCGUUCAGCGUCGAGUCGACCGCCAUCCUCGGCUGUGAUGAAGAAGUAGCAGCUGAAACCAAAGACCCGCUGGCGGUCAGGUCUUCUCCAGACCGCAGUCCAACACAAACGCGCCCCGCGCGCGUUAGGAGAGUGGACAUUGUCACCUGCACCAUCAGCACGUCGAGCUCCUGUCAGUCAAUGAAAUACCUUUGAUGGACAUUUGUUCAGUUUAGAAAUAAGUCUGGACGAUGAACUGCUGUGAGUGAUGCCUUCUCUGUAGAGACAAAUACAAAUAUAACAUAUAAAUAUCAGAGAGACAGUGAGGUAUAAGCUGUGUUAAAACUUAAAAUGUGGUGACAGUUGUAUUGCUUCUAUUUUCUGCCUGGUUUGCUCACUUUCUUCAUAUUUACCUUAUCUCCCCAUGAUUUCAUCUGAUGUGAUUUGAUUUCUUAUUUCGGAUAACAAGAUGUAGACGUAUCUUUACAGUUUAGGUUACAUUUAGCAUAUUUAUCAUUUAGAUUUAACUUUCAAAACAUUUAAAUUUAGAUGUGUCACACAGUAUUUAAGUUUACAUACGUAUGAUUUCAGAAUUACAGGAUGUGAAGAAAGUGAGCUACAGUAAAAAGUACGAGCAAUAAAACGGUAUGUGUUUUACAUUCAGCACCCAACAGUGAAGAAAGUCUCCACUGUCUUUCUGAUUUCUUAACACAAAUGCAACGAUGGAUCGUGCAGUAUGACACAUCUAGUUUAACCUCUCCGAAAUCCUUUCCAUAUCAACAAGAAAUUCAAUUCCCCAUGUAUGACUCAACUUAUAUGUUUAUGUUUGCUAUAAACACCAGAAGUUGUACAAUAUCACUGCAAAUGUCACCUGUCACUUUCCUUGAUGGAUAUUUUGUGUCCCAUCUGCAGAGAGCAACACUGUUGUCAACACUGACAUCGGAUGCCUUUUUCCAAAAAUGGAAAUGUAUGUUAAAACCCUAUGGGUACAAAAUAUGUGACACAUAAAAGACUAUAUUAAGAAUCCACAUGUCAUUUAGAAAACAUAUUUAUCCAAUUGUCUAUGUGUUGUUAGACAGUUUUAUUUCACAUGCUGCUAUUUUUACUCGGUGCCAUUUCAUGAUGCAAGGGAAACUGAAUGUACCUUUUGAACCGGGUUAGAUCUUGUUUUAUAAGUGGACGUAUCAUUUUUUUUAGAAAAUAAAAAAAUACAUUGUACAUGUUUUUUGCUGUAUGACCUGGUCUCUGUACAGAAAUAAAGUGACAGUGAGUCAGGGCA
Molecule: messenger RNA, 2520 nt
Organism: Solea senegalensis (Senegalese sole)
Lineage: Eukaryota; Metazoa; Chordata; Actinopteri; Pleuronectiformes; Soleidae
Gene: ptger4c
Product: prostaglandin E receptor 4 (subtype EP4) c
Exons: 2
Coding region: 9-1457 (482 amino acids)
Biological process (GO): adenylate cyclase-activating G protein-coupled receptor signaling pathway; positive regulation of cytosolic calcium ion concentration; negative regulation of inflammatory response
Cellular component (GO): plasma membrane
Molecular function (GO): prostaglandin E receptor activity
Source: RefSeq, a predicted model, not a curated record